CCGAAGCGACAGGUAGCGCAACACACUACACGUUCGUCGCGCCCUCCUCAUCUCUUUCCCCGCCGCGUCGCCCUCCCUCGUGCGAUGUAAACACGGCCCGCGUUCGGCAGGUGGUCGCAGGCUGCGGACGCGCGUGGUACGUGGUACCGUUCGUGCCGCGCGUCGGGAACGCGGAAGAAUUUCUACGAGGGGGGAGGGGUUCUCGCGUUUGGCAAUUGACAGUGAUCGGUGACAGUGCAUUACAUCCGUCGUUCGUUCGCCGCUCGCCCGCGCGAUCGAGAGCGCAAAGUGUAUUAUUCUUUCUCUCUCGCUCCAUCGGACGGUGCAGUGAUCUCCCGUGCUCCAGCCGCGGACAGUCUGGGUUCACGAGUUCGAUUUGAGUGUCGUCACAUCGAGGAGAGGAAAUUCCCUUCCUGGAACGCAGUUCUCUUCCUUCACCGUCAUCUGAGACAGCCCGGCGGCGACGAAAGUCAACCUACGUCGUGGGGAAAAAGAAGCAAUUUAUAGGAGCGGAUUUAUCGAUGCAAGAUGAAUGGCGAAUCGUGCGCACCAUAGAGACGCCAGGUCGGCAUAGAAAUGGGCAACAACGGCAGCAGCUCCCAUCAAUAUUGCGCGUCCAACGGGCCGUCGCAGGAGAUUGCUGGACGCGGGUGGACGCAGUCUUUCCCCCGGGAGCUGGGGAGGCAUCAUCCUCAGCAGCCGACAGGACACAAGGUCCUGCCGGAGCCGCCCAAUCAGCGACUACGCGCCACCAAUAAUGGUAGCAUCAUUCACAACGGGGGAACCAUAAGCGGCCGCAGGCCGCCGGCCCUCACGCUUCCGCACGACCUUAAUAAGCAGGGAAUAUUUCGCAGCCGCAGCACUUCAGCAUCGAACAUCGGCGCGUCACGCAGCCGCAAGAUCGAACACCAUUGCUGCUAUUACGGGAAUGGGUCGAGAUGUUGCAUGGAGAACGAGAUGCAGGAGCUCAAAAGAUUCGGCAGCGAGCCCGAUCUGCGGUACUCACCGAUGGCGCGAGAGGCUGCACGCUGCAACGGGAAGCAGCAGCAGCAACAUCAGCACGCGAUGGAGCACCGGCAUUGCGGAAGCGGGCAUUAUCCCGAGCGAGAGUGUAGAGAACGAGAGAGUCGGUACAGGGGCAAGAAGAAAUACAAGGCUCCGGCGCCGCCGACGAACGGCGUCGUUGACGGAUCGUCUCCGGAUUCUUAUAGGUGCAAUGAAUCCGGCCAGAUUCGACCGAAUGGUUGUCGCGGUGAAGAAGAGAUCCAACCGCCACCGAGGCGGUCGCGUCUCUUCAAGACGCGAGCAGAGACGAAGAGAGCGCAGGUCAACUGGCUAUCUUCUUCCUCGUUGUCGCAAACUCAUGUUGUCACGGAACGCUGUGAAAACGGUGGCAGCGGGUUAGACAACGAGCGACGAUGGCGAGGUGAAGACGGCCGCGUCGCCAAUAAAGAGAAUAGACUCGUCUGGCGCGAUCAGAGUAAUCAUCUCCAUCAGGAUCGUUGGUGUCGGGACGAACAUAGGCGUUCGCGUAUCUUCGACGGCAAGAAUACGCUACAGAGGAGUAUGAGCAGUCCGGAGUUUCAAGCAGAGUUGAUGCAGGUGGCCAGGAAGGUGCGCAACAAGCUCAACUGCGGCGGCAGGUCCUCCGUGGAGUCGAUGAACUUGGAGCGUAAUAGCGACACUGAUCGGUGCACGAAAGAGUCCAAGAUUGAGGAAGUGAAAAGGCCGGAAAAACGAUCAGCGAGGAACGAGGAGAGUUGCCCUGAGGAACGUGUGAUCGAAGACAGGAUCGUCGAGGAGAGGCGACUGAACGAUCGUUGUAAUCGAUCCGAAAAUAAGCAUAAUGAGCGCAUAUAUGACGAGCGCAAAGAGAAUGCUCGCGAUCUCGGAAGGACUAAGGACUACUUAGAGGGGAGGCAAGCGGAGGGUGUAUCAGGCGGAAAGAGACGACUCGUCGAGAAAUCGGCGAUGUUCGAUGAGCCCUCUGCGAUGCAUUCGAAAGAACCUCUUCGGAAAGGUCUGAAAGAUCACUUGGACGCCGUGGGGCAUUCCUCCGGAGAGAGGUUCUCGUCGGAGAAGCAUCGAAGAGAACUUCUUGAGGAUUAUCAACGAGCCAAGAGUGUCACCAAGAGCCGGAAGUGUGAAAACACAACGGACUUGGGUAGAACUAGAUCCGAGAGUCCGGUGAGACCUUAUAUCAGGGUUACAGAUCCUCGCGGGCAGGGCUCUGGGAGGGAAAGCACGCCCGAGCGAACGAGCGAGGCCAAAGAGAGAGAGAAGGAGAGAGAUCCCGAUCGUAGAUGGCGGAAGAGCGACGUUAGGAAUACUGAUGGCGCGUCGGAUGAGAAGAGAUGGUCCUGCGAACCUGUUCCCGUAACAGCGGAGAAGAAAGAUGCAAAAUCCAAAGAGAAGCUUGCGAGAAAACCAGAAGCCAAGGAAGUCGUCCGCGAGAAAAAUUGGCACGUAUUGCCAUUGCCGGAGAAAUCCGCACCGAAGACCUUCUACUUUGGCAUGGACGAAGCGUUGUCGAAUGAGUCCCGAAAUUGCGUGGAUCAACACAUGGAGCAAAUCCAAUCUAGGUUACAGUCCAGAGAGAUCAAUGGAUCAAUUGAAUGUCAUGACUACACGGACGAUGGGAAAAGCGGGACCGAGGACAUUUCAUUAAAAUUGCGACCUACGUUACCUAAGAAACAACUGGAGAUUCCACGAUUUUCACCAUCAGCAGCGUGGAGAUUACUAUCGGCUUUGGAAGCACCUGGCCCAACCAUGAGCACAGCGAGCGAGGAAAUUCCGGUGAUGUUCGAGGAGCGUAUCGAACGUUUGUCGAGGCCGCCUCCGCCGCUGAUUGUGCUUGGUCCGCGAAGCUCGCACGAUAAGUCGGGCGAUUCCGGCAUAUCCGGAGACGCUGGUGCGGCCAAUGACGACUCGUUGGACGUCAGCACCAAUACCAAUAACAAUCGAUUGAAGACGCCGGCGACGAGACCGACAUGGACCCCGCAGCAGGAUUUAGGCGAGGAGUCUAGCAGUGACGCUGGGGUAGAUUCGCCGCCACCGAUGCCAACCCCAGUGAAAUUCCCGCCCAGGGCGCAUGUAUUCUCGUUAUCAUUGCCGCGCGACGACAAUCGUAUGUAUUUGUAUAACCCGGAUUUGAAGAAGGAGGGCUCGACUUUCAACUCGCUGCAGAAGCUGAAGAGAUCAGUGUCGGGCGCCCUCGGACUCGGGCCGUUGGACCUAGAGAGGAAACGUACUCGCGAUGUCCUCGACGACAACUGGCUGCUGUCAACAAGUGCCCCGACGUCGUUGCAGCACACUCAGAUCACAGAUGUGACACGAUCCUCGCCAUCCGGCUGGAAGCCUGGCUUUGAUGACGAGGAUGAUGACGAAGUAUUAGUGGAAGACUUAGAGGAUCGUGGCGACUUUCCCGUGAUUAUGAAACCGCCCUCGUUCUCGUAUUUAGCUUCCGGUGGUCAUGUAAUGUACCUGCCUGAGUCCAAUGACUCUCAUUAUCAGACACAAAGUUUGAGCUACAGGAGCAACAUGGCAGCGGAAAGCGAGAAGAAUUCCGGUAACAGCUCCGGAUCAAAGUAUCGCAAGAACGGCGUGGAUGAACUCAGGAAAUCGAGUAAAGAUAUAGAGAAAAAGAACAAGCAUCCCAAAGAAUCAGUCAUGUUAAAAGAAAAGCCUUUUGCGAAUGAAAAAGUGAAUAGAUUUUCCAAAUCGUGUGAGAACAUUUCCGAGAUGAAACAACGAAGUACUUCGCCCAUCGGUGACCAGCAGAAUUUGCAGGAUGAUAAGGAGAUUGCUCCAGAAAUCAAGACACCAUUAAAGAGCAAUUCGAAAGGCCGUAGAUUUACAUUCCAGAGUACUGUGCGGCAGAUUGAGAGGCGCAGAUUGGCGGAGAAACUAUCGCGAGAGGCAGAAGCCAAGGAAAGACAGAGGAAAGGCGAGUUAGAGGCGAUGCGUAAGGUAGAGGAGGAGUUUCAACGAAAACGAGCCAGAGAAAAGGCGAAUAUCAGGCAGCAACUUCGCUUGUAUAGCAUGGAUGAAAAUUUGAGUAGCUUACCCACCGUGUGGGACAGCUCUCAGUUAUCUCGUGCGGACCCGGACGGCGCGCCAUCGUCAUCCGCGUCAUCACCCACGUCAGUCCCACCGGCAAAACUGACGACUAUACGAAAGAGCAGCGUCAGCAGCGAUGAGUAUUUGCGUAAAAGAGCGUCCAGCGUGGAUUCGAGACAGCAACAGCAGCAACAGCAACCGAGGGAGUACAAAGAUUAUCGGCCAAAGUAUUACGAUUGGGCGCCCACCGACACGUCGUCGCACCUGGAAUAUAAACAGACCACGGUGCAUCCUAAAGUGGUAUGCGACAUUCCCAAGAGCUCACCCGUUUUUGUAGACGCGCACGCGAACGUUUCUAAAACGGCGAAUGUCAGUUCCACACCUAGAUCCGACAAUUACAGGAAAGAUUUUGCUCAUGGGGCUGUGGCGGCGAGAUCUUCCUUAGCGAGCAGCGACAGUGAGCUAUCGCAACCGAAUACGAGACCGCAUUCCAGGCAAGCUGUCAGCAAGAGCAAACCUAUACGGUCUAGAGCGAAAAGAGAGAGAGAGAGUAAGAAACGAUUAAUCAGGUCGGCUAGCCCAACACGCAGCGAGGAAGCCAUCAGCACGGAGGACGAGAUCCCGGUGGAACCAGUCAAACAGGAACGAAACCUUAUGAAUGGCUUCAUAUUGAACGGUGUGCAGCCUUUCGUGAGGGAGAAGAGCUAUCGACCCAUUUCUUUCAAUCCCCAACCGCCUCCGCCUAUUCCGACGAUGAUCUGGUCGAGCAAUCAAUUGGGCGCGGCGUACUACAACAUCCUCACGUCCGAAUUGUUCGUGAUGGAUGAUACUUAUGACGACGGUGUUCAUUUUAACAUUGCGAAGACCCUGUACAAGCAAUGUCAGCCGCGCUACGUCAUCACGAUCUCCGGCACGUCCGAUGAGUUCCUCACGGCAAUCGAGGCUCUGGUAAUGUCGGAAAUGUCGAGCGAUCGGAGCAGGUUGUCGGGAUUGAGCUCGGGGCCGUCGCAGGUCUCACUGAGGGUGAUGCGGAAGAGGGAACACGGCUUCGACAGAUGCUAUCACAGAGUACGAUGUCUCAAGCUCCGGUCCGAGCCGGCGAACGCCAACAACGUCGAGAGGCUUAUCUUCCUGCAGGGCCUGUUGAACUUCAAAUCGAUCGUCAUGAUCCACGCGCUGGGUCUUCUCUUGAUCUACAUCGACCAGCAUUGGAGUAAUAUCGCGUUAGAUCCUUCCGGCAGGCCUGGCUUUGUGUCUCUGUCUAGCGUGACGUUACGUGACAUCGUCAUGAUAGAUGAUGACACUUACGAGGCGCUGAAUAUCGUGCAUGCCAGACAUCACCCGAGUCUUUUCAAGUGUGGCGAUGCAGCAGCGAAGAAGCAAAGUGGCAGCUUAUUCAUCCUUCUGAAUCGUUGCCAAUCGCGACCUGGAGCACAAUUUUUAUGGCACGUUAUCCUCUCGAAAACGUUGCGACAUCCCAUUCGAAAUAUCGAGAUUCUUAACGAACGAUUCGAAGUCAUCGAAUUCUGUUUGAAUCCGGAUAACUACAGUAUCGUGCAAAAUCUGACGUCGUGUUUAAAACACGUUUACCGCUUGACUAACGUCAUUCUGGAUCGAUAUUUAGCGCAGCAAGCUAAAGUUUCUGAUUGGCGACGAUUGCAUAAGACGGUUUCCUCUAUAAUUUACAUCGCCGAUAUAUGCGAAAAACACUGUAAAAAAGUAAGGCUGUUCGACAAAAUCGUCAGCAGUAUCACGAAUGAAAUACGUUACAUCAAGUAUUUCAUUGAGUACAUAGUGGACUUUGGUGCGAAAAGAUCCGAGCAUGAUUUUAUCGUACGCGCAAAUGUGGAUUCGCAUUUAGACAAUCUACACCACGUGAGAAGCACUUUGCCCGAGACCCUGACACAGAUGGUAGAGAAAGACAUGAAAGAGUAUCUUCCGGCCUCGGUAACGACCUGCAAAAUGGUGUACAUACCGAAUAUCGGAUAUCUCCUAGCGAUAACUGGAUGGAGUCCGUCACCGGUCGAUAAUGUGGACUUGGAAAACCUAGAGUUCAAAUUCGUCAGCAAUAAUAUACGUUAUUAUAAGAGUCCCACCGCCAAAGAAUUGGACGAAACUAUAGGUGAUAUACUACUAAGAAUAAAUAAGAGGGAAAGUUACAUUAUGUUGAAACUUGUAAAGUAUAUAAAUAAGCACGCUGCGUCGAUCUUCAACACGAUUCAAUUGUGCGCCGAAUUAGACACAUUGCUGGCAUUUUAUGUGGUUGCACGAGAAUACAAUUACGUGAAACCGAACAUGAUGGAUCGACAGAUCAUAGCGAUAGAGCAAGGCCGACAUCCCUUGCAGGAGUUUCUAACAACGUUUGUUUCGAAUGACACUUAUUCUGGAGACGAGAAGAGCCUCGUGAAAAUCUUAACCGGCCCGAACGCCUCCGGCAAGAGCACUUAUCUCAAACAAGUUGCACUGAUCGUGUUCAUGGCUCACAUUGGCUGCUUCGUGCCGGCAAAAUCAGCCACUAUAGGAAUAGUGACUCACAUCCUGACUCAGAUCACGUCUGUAGACAGCAUUGCUCUAAAUACGAGCAUGUUUCUGCAAGAUAUGCGGCAGAUAAACUCCGCUCUUUAUGCAUCCACACCAAACUCCAUCGUCAUUUUAGACGAGUUUGGAAACGGAACAUCCGAAGUGAGUGGCUUGUCACUGCUCGCGGCUGUAUUGAACAAUUUCGUCGAGCGAGCGGCCGACUGUCCGCACAUUUUCGUGGCCACACACAUGCAUCGGGUGAUGAACAUGUUACCGCAAAGCCCGAUAAUCGAACAACAAACUUUUGAGUUUGUUACAAACGAGGAUGGCUCUGUGGCGUACCUUUAUAGUUUAACUCGUGGACACGUAACACGCAGCUUCGCACAUGCUGCUGCACGAAGUGCGGGUUUGGACGAAAAGAUAAUUAAACGAGCAUUGGAGGUAUAUGAAAAAUUUAAGGCCGGAGAAUUACCUUCACGACUACCGGAAGCUAACGACCAAAAUAUGGCGGUGGACAUCAUCGAACGAUUACUAAAGUCAGACAAUUUCAAUCUGGAAGAAUUAAAAACGUUAGUUCGUCAAGCCACAGAAUCGCCAGCUGUAAAGGUAAACCACACGAAAAAUUGAAAUCGGAAAAAAGGGAAAAUAUUUCGUAAAAUUU
Molecule: messenger RNA, 7240 nt
Organism: Trachymyrmex septentrionalis
Lineage: Eukaryota; Metazoa; Arthropoda; Insecta; Hymenoptera; Formicidae
Exons: 21
Coding region: 577-7206 (2209 amino acids)
Biological process (GO): mismatch repair; chiasma assembly
Cellular component (GO): nucleus
Molecular function (GO): ATP-dependent DNA damage sensor activity; ATP binding; mismatched DNA binding
Source: RefSeq, a predicted model, not a curated record